AUUUUCCCCGUUACUAUGGAAACGAGACAUGCGCUGAUAACCUUAAAAUAGGGGUUGUGCCCCACCCCUUCGCCUUUUUUCAAUAACACGCGAAAUGUGACGAAAUGCAAGAAAAAACUAUGGAAAAUGGAAAUGAUUUUUGUAAUAAAAUAGGUAACCAAUUAGCGGAAUUAGGAAAAUGGAAAGUGUGGCAAAACAUCAUUUUGGGUCAAAUUCUAUCACUUUUAUUGGUCAUUUCCAACACAAUUCUUCAUUACGUUAACACCCCCCCGAUUAAUGUUUUACCAACAGGGCAAAAUUUCCCACAUUACAUGUUUUUGUGUUCGGUUUAUACAAGUUGGUUGGCAUUUCGUAGAGGCGAUCACGGAUUAAUCUCAAUUAUAAAAGCUCGUGGAUGGAGAUAUUUACUUUUAUGUUUAAUUGACGUCCAAGCAAACACUUUAUUAAGUACAGCUCAUCAAUUUACAACAUUAACUUGCGUUCAAUUAUUGGGCUGCGUUGCAAUUCCUGUAGCUUUAGCACUAAGUUGUUUGGUACUUGGAGUAAGAUUCCGAAUGGUACAUAUAAUCGCAGUUUCGAUUUGUCUUAUUGGUGUAGGAGGUUUAGUUUUGGCUAAUAUCGAUGAUAAAAAAAUGGAUGGAAAGAACCAAUUAGUCGGGGAUAUGUUGUGUUUAGGUGGAGCGGUUUUAUUCGCCAUUGUAACUGUUCUUCAAGAAUUAUCGGUUAAAAAUACGGAUGUUGUUGAGUAUUUGGGUUUGUUGGGGUUAUUUGGGAGUGUUGUGAGUGGAAUACAAAUGUUGUUAUUAGAAAAACAAACCAUCUUAAACACAUCUUGGUCUGACGCGAGUGUCUUAUUAGGGACCUUAACGUUGUGUCAAUUUAUUUAUUGCACUCUUUCGUCCAUAUUUUUACUUUACAUGGGUAACACAGCGUUGCAUCUAUCGUUAUUAACCGGAAAUUAUUACACACUCAUGAUAGGAAUGUUGUUAUUUAAUUAUAAAUUACACGCAUUAUAUUUCUUAUCGUUCGUUCUAACAAUGACUGGAGUUUUUAUUUAUUCGAUAAGACAAACACCCAUCGGAUCUCAUUCGAGGAGAUACACCCAAAAUAAUCGCUCUGAAUGUCAAAUUAGAGAGCAUAUAAUAUCGACAAGUCCUGAAAAUACNGCUUGA
This is a messenger RNA of Onthophagus taurus, 1172 nucleotides long. RefSeq names its product solute carrier family 35 member F2. The record is from RefSeq and is a predicted model, not a curated record. Gene Ontology annotation, cellular component: membrane. Gene Ontology annotation, biological process: transmembrane transport. Gene Ontology annotation, molecular function: transmembrane transporter activity. NCBI's taxonomy places the organism in Eukaryota, Metazoa, Arthropoda, Insecta, Coleoptera, Scarabaeidae.